Messenger RNA from Vicia villosa (hairy vetch), 4975 nucleotides. RefSeq lists its product as uncharacterized. The transcript has 4 exons. Lineage: Eukaryota; Viridiplantae; Streptophyta; Magnoliopsida; Fabales; Fabaceae. Bases 376 to 4560 code for a protein of 1394 amino acids. The record is from RefSeq and is a predicted model, not a curated record.
CCAUGACAUAUGAUGUCCCACAACAUAGAUCUCACAAACAUGAGAACAUGACAGAGUAAAAGGUUUCUUUCCAGAGACAGCAACAAUGAAAAAAAGAAAAUUUAGAAUAGUUUUAUUAUUGUUGUCAUCAUGAUGAUAGUUGUAUUCUAUCCUUUUCUUUCUUUCUCUUUCUCUUCUUUUCGUGCCGCCCCACACUCUCUCUUUUGUCAAUGCCAUAACACAUUCAUCUCCUUUUUCUUCUUAAACCAAACCAACAAGAAUUCCCAAAUACCCUAAUUGAUUAUAGCUGGGAUUGGAUUUAUCAUUGUGGUUCUGUUGUGAUUCAUUCAUUGGUGUGAGGUUUGAACUAAAGGGGAGUUAUCAAAAGAGAGGGAGAUGGGAUCAGCGAUUGAAAUUGGAAUCAAAAUUAGGAAACUUGUUUUCAUUUCAGUCAGAGGGGUUUAUAGAUCAGCUUGCCAUCAUCCAUUUCUUUUGGGAUUCUUAGGUUUCUUGCUUUUUUUGUACAGAUAUUUUCCUUUUCUGUUUUCUCUUUUGGUUUCUGCAUCUCCUGUUUUGGUUUGUACUGCUCUUCUGCUUGGAACCCUUCUCAGUUUCGGGCAGCCAAAUGUACCCGAGUUUGAAGAAAAGGAAGAGAGAGUUAUUCAUGGUGUUUCGUCUUACCAAACCGGGUUUUCGGAGGGUGAAACUGUUGUUUCUGAUAGAGAUGAGAGCUAUUUUGUGAGAGGAUAUUCGCAACGUAGGAGUGAUGUCGAAGAGAGUGGCAUUGAUGAAGGAAGUGCGGCGGGUGAGAAAGAUGAUAGGACUGAGAAGGAUCGUGGUUUGCUUUUUGAGUCCGUGCUGGAUCACGAAAACUUGAUAGAUGUUCAACCCGAGAAUCAAGUAAAAGAGGAUGUGGAAAGGGGAUUCCGUAGUUUUGAGUUGGGAAAGAGCAAUGAAGUUCGUGAUGGGAACCUCACGUCUGAAGUUGUUUCGAGUGAUGAUGAAGCUAUUGAGAAACAGUAUGUGAUGGUUCAAAAAGAAGAUGAUGAUGUUUUUGAAUUUGAGAAUGGGAAAGUUCUGCGAGGUGAAUUUGUUUCUUUUAAGGAAGGUGAUGCAGAUUGUUCACCCAGUUCAUCUUGGAAACAGGUGGAGAAGAACUCUGAUGAGGACGACGACUCUGAGGAUUCAGGGUCUGAUGGGGCAGAGAGUUCUUCGCCAGAUGCUUCCAUGGCUGACAUCAUUCCGAUGCUUGAUGAGCUCCACCCACUUUUAGACAUAGAUGCCCCACAGCCUGCUCAUUUGUCCCGACAUGGUUCUGAUGCUGCAUCUCAGAAAUCUCAGAAAAGUAGUGAUGAUGAUGAUGAUCAGAGUGUUGAAUCGGAUGAUGAUCAGAGUGUUGAAUCAGAUGAAGAUGUUGAAAAACGUGGUGAAGCGGCAGAAGAUGGUGUUGACGAAGAGGAAGAAGAAACGGAGGGUGGCAAAGAGGAUGAAAGUAAAUCUGCUAUCAAGUGGACAGAGGACGAUCAAAAGAAUCUUAUGGAUCUGGGAACUUUGGAGCUUGAAAGGAACCGACGAUUGGAGAAUCUUAUUGCCAGGAGAAUGGCAAGGAGAUUGAUGACUGAAAAGAAUCUAAUAGACUUAGAUAGUGCCGAUAUUCCCUAUAAUGUUGCGCCUAUUUCUGUUAGACGCAACCCUUUUGAUUUCCCCGAUGAAUCCUAUGCUGCUGGCAUGGGACUACCACCCAUUCCUGGAUCCGCUCCAUCAAUUCUACAGCCUAGACGAAACCCUUUCGAUAUUCCAUAUGACCCAAAUGAAGAAAAACCUGAUCUUAAACGGGACAGUUUUCAACAGGAGUUCACACAUUUUAAUCAAAAAGAUGCAGUAUUUCGGAGGCAUGAAAGUUUCAACGUAGGACCAUCAGUAUUUGGGAUGUCCAAGCAAGAGAGACAUGAUAUUAGUUGGAAGCCUGUCUUUAUAUCUGAAAGGAUGGCUUCGGAAGGUCCAAGCUAUUUCCAGAGGCAAUCUAGUGAAGUAAGUGAUUCAAAGGCGAGUUCUGUUCCGGAUACUGAAUCAGUGAGUUCAGGUGAUCAGGAUGAAAGGAAAUUCAGUGAACCAGACUUGUCUCCAGAGGCUGAAUUAACGUCUAACAUGGAUCACGUUUUUAAUGAGGCUGGUCAUGGAAGCGCAUCCUCUGAAGAAAAUGAAUCCGUGGAGAUGAUACAAGCUGAAGAGAGCAAUGUUUUCCAUGAAGAAAAUGAAAUAGUGCUCGGUGGGGUGGAAGAUCCCUCUGAGAUAGAAUUUCUUCCUGCAACAGGAGAGAGUGAAAUCGAUGAGCAAUUCAAUGAUGGGGAGACACGUUUGAGAAGAGAACCGAGUGUUGAGGUGAGCAGCAGCAGAUCAAGCCAGUCUUCCCGAUCAGAAGUGAUUGAUGACAUACCUGAUGAUGAAUCAGAAAAAACUGCAAAUUUGCAGCAUGAAGAUGGUCACAUCCCAGAAUCAAGAAUUUCAACCCAAAUUUCAGUAGAGGAAUCGAGAAUUUCAAGCCAAUCUUCAAUGGAGGAAUCGAGAAUUUCAACCCUAUCUUCAGUGGAGGAAUCGAGAAUUUCAACCCAAACUUCAGUGGAGGAAUCAAACUUCCAGCAUAUAAGUCGUGAGGUGGAAGACACCCAACUGGUAGAGCCAGUUUAUGAUUCUAGUCCACCUGCAGCAGAAAAGCUCAUAUCUUUUUCUUCGGUGUCUUCUGAUUCAGCAGCAGAGAUUUCUGAGACAGUAUUGCCUCCUGUUUCAGUCGAUACUACUGCUGAUGUGGCUGAUAACGAAUCGGAGGCACAUGACAGACUGGAUCAUAAUUCUUCUGAUCAUGAUAAAACUCAAGCAGCCUCUUCUGAACUGCAUGCAGAAGUCAAAAAUGAAAUGAGGUCCGAUAAAUCUCAAGAUAUAGAUCAGCACAAUGUUGCUGCAGAGGAGUCAUCUGCAGUUAUACCAAACUUUGUUGAUCAAAAUGAUUCUACAGUGGCUGAGUUUGUGGAUUCAAAAUUUUCUUCAGAUGUUGGAUCAGAAAAGGGUGUAACUGAUUCAGGCAUGGUUCGUGAACAGGAUAUAGAAAACGUAUUUGCUGAUUCUGAAAUUCUGCGUCAAGACAGUGUAGAAUCUCUAGAUUCAAACUAUCAACUGGCUUCUUCUGAAAAGUUACAUCCUAUAGAUAAUGAGUCUGUGGAGGAAGAUGCACUGCCGAAUGAAAUAUCAAGACAAGAUAAUGAAGUUAUGUCUGUUCCAGUCCAAGACGGCAAUGAAGUUUUGGAUUUGGUGGCUUCUGAUGCCCACCAUAUACCUUCUAAUAAUUCAUUUAUGCAUGAGGCAGGGGAUUCACAGUUCUCACCAGUAGAAACGGAGCAUUUAGAGGAAAAUUUGUCAAAUGAGGAACACAGAUUUCCAAUUGAACAAGAUAAUGUCUUUUUGUCAAGUUCUGUGGAGCAAGGUAACACAGAUAUCCACCAAGAUUUGGAUUACAAUAUGGUUUCUUCCACUUCUGAUAGCCAACAUGAAGUUGAUGUCAAGUCUCCAUCCAACUUGGAGUAUCAUCUGUCAAGCUCUGAUAAAUUGGUGGGUGCACAAUCUUCCAAUGAUCAUGAUGAAAGUCAAAGUUCCGAAGAUAUUAAGGUAGAACCUUCACAAGAUGCAGGCACUUCCAAUUAUGGAGUUGGAGAAUCGCAUGACGACUUAGAUGCAACUUCGGUUUUUGUCUCUACUGCAACUUCUGUUAAUUCUGACACACCUGAAUUCCCCUUAGAUGCAACUUCGGUUUUUGUCUCUACUGCAACUUCUGUUAAUUCUGACACACCUGAAUUCCGUUCACCCACUAGUGAAGCGCAGUUGGAAGUUCAUAACCAACGUAGGGAAAUUGCGAAUGACGACCAAAAUGAAGCUCGACAGAACUUAGUUCCUUCAGCAGAGGGCUUCAUGUCUCCGAACAAUGAAGAAAAUAUCAAUGAAUUUGACUAUAUGAAUGAGAUUAAUGAGGAAUUCUUGUCAGAAUUGGACACCGUUGGGGAUUUUAGUGUCGGUGAUGUUGGUGCAUUGCAUCAUAAUGACAUUGUACAUGAUGAAACUAGAGAUGCUCAACUUAGUUCAUUGCCGGAGGAUGUAAAGACAGCAGAGGUUGAGCAGGACAAUGACAUACCAGUUCUUGAAGCAAGAUCCCUUGAAGAUAUUGACAUAGCUUUUAAGCAACUUCAAGAAGGAGUUGAUGUUAGCGAUGUCAUCCUGCCAAGUACGAUAAAAGAUCAGCUUGGUAGUGAAGAAUGUAAAGAUCAAGUUGAAGUAAAUUCAGACCUUCAAGUUAUUGAAGCCAGAUCCCUGGAAGAUAUCGAUGUUGCUAUAAAGGAAAUCCCCAAAGAUAAUCAUGGGGAGCUUCCAGAAAAAUUGGAUGCAAAAGAUGCUUCGAUCAAAAUAGAAGCAAAUGAAGUUGGCUCGGCAAAGUUGAAUGAGCAGAAAACUGAUGCAUCAACAAAUGCUGAAGAAAUGAGCAGAACUACCGUUGAUAAAUCGGAAAAUGUAUCCAGUAGCCACUCUAGUAAUUGAGAAAAAGCUCACAGUAAGAAAUCUAGUUCCAGUUUGAGCUCUAGCGAUUCUGAUUGAUAUCGAGAGAGUUUAUUUUGAGGGAGAUGGAAGAGUAGUGAGUUUGUUAUUUAUGUUUUUUUCUUUGGUGGUGGGAAUUUGAGUUUGUAGCCUCGGCAGCGACAUGUCUUGGCUAAUGGUAGUUGGGUCAGAUUUCUAUAAUUGUGAUGGAUUGGUUUCUUCAAGAAUGAGUUUUGGUUUUAAUUCUUGAAGUCUGUAGUUUUUUGGUUCAGUUUUACCCUUGAGUGUGAGCUAUUUGGUAUAUGUAUAGGGUGAGAGCUUAUUUCCAACAGUGUUGCCCCUUGUGUAGUCCAAAAGAAAUUGGAUUUUUGUACAUUAUAAUUUGAUUGUAGAAAUGGUGAUUGAAUAUGUUUGUGUA